AUGAUGUUUUCAUUGAGCAGUCGGCUGUCCCCAUCUCGACUCUCCCGCUCUGAGGGUGCGUCGAGACCUCCAGCGAUUCAGGGGCCAAAGGUGGAGGCCGCUACAAAUUUUCACACCUUCCCAAGAAACGCACAUGGCAACCAGCGUUCGGGCUCCAGUGUCCAGUACCGCAGCAUGCUGAACGUGGACGAUACGACAAAUGGCUAUCCCAUUUUUUGCCCUGCAGAGGAACCCAUGGAACAUUGGCCCACCUCGGAGCUCAACCGAAUGACAUAUAAUAAUGCUACCUUGAAUGAUGAGGCUAAUAUUCUCUCUUUUUCCACAGCUUCAAAUGGCGUCGCCCCAGCGGCUCCAACCCGGGCCUCCCCGGCACCAGCACCCAACGGAAAGUCCGUAUCUCCUCAGCCUCAGUCUCCACCAGAGGUACCACAGAGCGUGAGCUCAACCGACCCAAAGGUUGCUGCUCAGCAAGCUAGUGAUAUGAGGAAUAUUGUGCGACGAAAGUUGACUGGCUACGUUGGAUUUGCCAAUCUGCCAAACCAAUGGCACCGCAAGAGUGUCCGGAAAGGAUUCAACUUCAACGUUAUGGUAGUUGGUGAAUCCGGUCUUGGAAAGUCGACCUUGGUCAACACGCUCUUCAACACUUCGCUAUACCCACCCCGUGAGCGCAAGGGACCCAGUCUCGAUAUUAUCCCAAAAACCGUGGCGAUCCAAUCAAUAAGCGCUGAUAUCGAGGAGAAUGGCGUUCGUUUGCGUUUGACUGUUGUUGAUACCCCUGGCUUCGGUGAUUUUGUUAAUAAUGAUGAGUCGUGGCGGCCAAUUGUCGACAACAUCGAGCAACGGUUCGAUGCCUACUUGGAUGCCGAGAACAAGGUCAACCGCAUGAACAUUGUUGAUAACAGAGUCCACGCAUGCGUGUACUUCAUUCAACCCACCGGCCAUGCCUUGAAGCCCCUCGAUAUCGAGGUUAUGCGACGACUCCAUACCAAGGUCAACUUGAUCCCAGUUAUCGCCAAGGCUGAUACCAUGACCGACGAAGAGAUCCUGGCUUUCAAGUCCAGAAUCCUCGCCGACAUCAAGCACCAUGACAUCCAAAUUUUCGAGGGCCCUCGCUACGAACUAGACGAUGAUGAGACGAUUGCCGAGAACAAUGAGAUCAUGUCGAAGGUCCCAUUCGCUGUUGUUGGUGCCAAUUCCGAAAUCACUAGUGCUGAUGGCCGCAAGGUUCGUGGACGCAGUUAUCCUUGGGGAAUCAUCGAGGUGGACAACGAGGAACACUGCGAUUUCGUCAAGCUGCGCCAGAUGCUCAUUCGGACACACAUGGAGGAGCUCAAGGAACACACCAACAAUGCCCUGUACGAGAACUACAGAUCCGAGAAGCUCACAGCAAUGGGUGUGGCUCAAGACCCAAGCGUCUUCAAGGAGGUCAACCCCGCUGUCAAGCAAGAAGAGGAGCGCACGCUGCACGAGCAGAAGCUCGCAAAGAUGGAGGCCGAGAUGAAGAUGGUCUUCCAGCAGAAGGUCUCCGAGAAGGAGAGCAAGCUGAAGCAGAGCGAGGAGGAACUAUAUGCCCGCCAUCGCGAGAUGAAGGAGCAGUUGGAACGCCAACGAAUGGAGCUAGAAGAGAAGAAGUCGAGAAUCGAAAGUGGAAGGCCGUUGGAGAAGGAAGGGAAGAGAAAGGGAUUCUCUCUCCGUUAA
Messenger RNA from Venustampulla echinocandica, 1698 nucleotides. RefSeq names its product putative septin-7. The record is from RefSeq and is a predicted model, not a curated record. Gene Ontology annotation, cellular component: cytosol; microtubule cytoskeleton; cell division site. Lineage: Eukaryota; Fungi; Ascomycota; Leotiomycetes; Helotiales; Pleuroascaceae. Bases 1 to 1698 code for a protein of 565 amino acids. Gene Ontology annotation, biological process: cytoskeleton-dependent cytokinesis. Gene Ontology annotation, molecular function: molecular adaptor activity; GTPase activity; GTP binding. The transcript is spliced from 3 exons.